Messenger RNA from Guillardia theta CCMP2712, 804 nucleotides. RefSeq lists its product as hypothetical. The record is from RefSeq and is a predicted model, not a curated record. The transcript has a single exon. The annotation marks the transcript as partial. Lineage: Eukaryota; Cryptophyceae; Pyrenomonadales; Geminigeraceae.
UUCCGUCAGGUCUCAGCCGGCAGCUUCUUCACGUGCGGCAUCACUGAGGGCAAGGAGCUGCUCUGCUGGGGGCAGGACUAUGACGGGCAAACGGUCGUACCAAAGAUCCACCGGGAGGAGCAUCCUACCUUCAACGCCACGGCGAUCAGGAACUGGACGUCUGUCUCCUGUUCCUCCGGCUACCAUCACGCGUGCGGCGUAGCUGACGAUCGGAUCGUCUGCUGGGGCAACAACGAGUUCAACCAGACCGUCGCCCCGCUGCAGCACAACUGGAGCCAGGCGUCAGCUGGGCAGUACCACAGCUGCGGCCUGACCUUGGACGGAGUGGCUCUGUGCUGGGGAGAUAACACUCACGGUCAGACUUCCGUCCCUCCCCUCCCCGGCCAGCGCUGGCGGCAGAUCUCAGCAGGUCACUACCACACCUGCGGGGUCCUCGUCGACGGCAGAGGCUUCUGCUGGGGUUCUGCUGUCUACGGCGCCACCUACCUCCCAGCUGACGUGACGUCAUGGAGCAAGAUCGUAGUCGGCAGGUUCCACUCGUGCGGGCUGACAGCACAGGGAGGCCUGAGGUGCUGGGGAACGAACCAAGACAAGGUCCUCGACCAUCCGCAGGUAGCACAGAGGAAGCUAAGGCUGCUCCCCGUCACCCUGACCCUUCGCUCGCAGGACGCGCGCGUCUGGCGGGGAAUUACUUCCGGUCUCUUCCACGUCUGUGCCGUCGACUCCAACUUCGUGGGCGUGUGCUGGGGGCGGAGCGCGUACGGCAUGACAACUCCGCCAAGCGAACUUUGGCUCUCGUCAUGA